GUGGUGUGCAUGCAAACGAUGCUAUUCGAGCUGGAGCUGACGCGUUGGCGCGCUCGAUGCGCAGGCGACGCGAGGCGCGGCUCGCAGGGCGCUCGCUCCGUGCUGCUGAAAGGACCCAUCUACCUGCUGGAAGAGAUUGACGCGCUCAUCUUCUUGUGUAGCCCUAUUUUCAACGACCUAGAAGAGUUGCGCCAAGCUGGCCUCUACCUAGCCGACAUGAACGGUCACGGGCUUUCAAAGGAGAUGCUGCUCCAAGGCUGGCAGCACCUGUCCAGGCUCGAGCUGCUCUUCGAGAAGGCCGAGAGCCGUUGCAUGUCGCUGGAGAAGUCUUGCCGGCUGCGCGACCAAUGGAAGAAGAGGGGCGACCAGCUUUUGUACUCAAUGAUACCGAAGCCAAUUGCUGAUCACUUGAGAGCGGGGAAAGAUCCCAUGGCUGCCUGUCAGGCGUUCGACAGCGUCACGAUAAUGUUCUGCGGCGUGCAGCUAUCAGAGGCAGGCUCCCGCGCUGACGUCAUGCAGACCGUGGCCUACAUGAAUGACCUGUACUCCCGGAUCGACCGGCUGCUGGACACACAUCGAGUCUACAAGGUAGAGACAGUGGGCACGGUUUACAUGCUGGUAUCGGGCGUGCCGGAGCGUCGCCGCGCACACGCCGCCGUAGCCGCCAGCGCUGCGCUCGCCAUCGCGCGCGCCCUACCUAUGCUCACUAUAGGUGUCCAUUCUGGCCCAUGCGUGGCUGGGGUACUUGGAUUACGGCUGCCAAGAUAUUGUCUUGUAGGUGAUUCCGUCAACACCGCCAGUCGCAUGCAGACUACUUCAGAGCCGGGACGUAUCCAAGUAUCAGCGAAAACUGCAGCUCAGCUACCGGCUGGAAGGUUCAGACUGAGACGCCGCGGGCUUAUCAAAGUUAAGGGCAAAGGUAUGAUGGAAACCUUUUGGCUCGAGGGUGAAGUGGAGGAAGAAGAGCAAGAUGAGGCGUUGCAACUGUUUUCUGCGCUCUGUGGAGAUGCUUGAGAAGCCAUAGAGAUUUGAUAAAGCUCCAUCUUCUUAUUUAUCUAUUUAUUUUCAACAUAGGAUGAAAACUAUUUUUAGACUAGCUAUUUUAAAUUAUGAAUGUUAAUAAAAGGUGUAGAAUACAAAAAAAAACAUACUACUUUCUUAAUCGUAAUUUAAUAUCAACAGACGAAUUAAAUUCGUUUUUUUUUCAUAAAUAUUUUGAUUGUUGUCUAUAAUAUAGGGUACAAUUUUAAUAUUCAUGUUUUUGUGUUUUAAUAUAGCUAUAAUAAAAUUACAAUCUUUAAUGCCAUAAUGUAAAUAAUGUACGAUUACAAAUCCUAGUAAGUAUAACGUCGUAUUAUAGCAGGUAUACCAGAUAUUUGUGAAAAUAUUAGGUUUACGCUCAAUAUUGACGCCAAUAAUGUUACAAUGCCAGUAGAAAAUGUAAAACCGUUAAUGGCAAUAGCUUCAUUACAUGUUAUAGGUACGAAAAUAUCAUGAAAUCGAAAAUAUAACGAUCGUUACAUUGUCUAGAGGCCUAAUUAAUAUUU
Ostrinia furnacalis (Asian corn borer) is the source of this 1547-nucleotide messenger RNA. Its product is annotated as soluble guanylate cyclase 89Db. The annotation marks the transcript as partial. Gene Ontology annotation, molecular function: guanylate cyclase activity. Gene Ontology annotation, biological process: response to oxygen levels; cGMP biosynthetic process. NCBI's taxonomy places the organism in Eukaryota, Metazoa, Arthropoda, Insecta, Lepidoptera, Crambidae. The record is from RefSeq and is a predicted model, not a curated record. Gene Ontology annotation, cellular component: guanylate cyclase complex, soluble. The transcript has 7 exons.